Gossypium arboreum is the source of this 1026-nucleotide messenger RNA. RefSeq lists its product as uncharacterized. The transcript has 5 exons. The record is from RefSeq and is a predicted model, not a curated record. Lineage: Eukaryota; Viridiplantae; Streptophyta; Magnoliopsida; Malvales; Malvaceae. Gene Ontology annotation, molecular function: carbohydrate binding; aldose 1-epimerase activity. Gene Ontology annotation, biological process: beta-D-galactose catabolic process via UDP-galactose, Leloir pathway; glucose metabolic process. Bases 1 to 1026 code for a protein of 341 amino acids.
AUGGCUAAUAUUUUUUCCUUUUGUGUUUUUAUUGUCCUUUCUUUAUUAUGCUUUUCUAAAGCACAGCAUGUUAAAGUAUAUGAACUUAAGAGAGGAUAUUUCUCUGCUAAGUUCACUAAUUAUGGUGCAACUAUGCUCUCUGUUAUUCUCCCUGAUAAAACUGGGAAAUUGGAUGAUGUUGUUCUCGGUUAUGACUUGGUUAAUGAUUACAAGAAUGAUACAACCUAUUUUGGAGCCAUUAUAGGCCGAGUGGCAAAUAGAAUUGGAGGGGCUAAGUUUAUUUUAAAUGGUGUCACUUAUAAAACCGAUGCUAAUGAUGGAAAAAACACCCUUCAUGGUGGAAGCAAGGGAUUUUCUGAUGUUAUAUGGACCGUGAAAAGUUAUAAAAAACAUAGCCAUGUAACUUUUAGCUACGAAAGUUUUGACGGUGAAGAAGGUUUUCCCGGAAAUCUUUCAGUUUCAGUGACAUAUAUGUUGCUUCAUAAGAACAAACUAGCUGUGAAAAUGAUGGCCAAGCCACUAAACAAACCAACCCCAGUGAAUUUAGCCUUACAUACCUAUUGGAACCUCGGUGGCCACAACAGUGGCGACAUCAUGUCUCACACACUUGAGCUAUUUGGCUCUAAGAUAACACCGGUUCCAGUUCGAAAAACCCCUUAUGAUUUCCGCCGGCCUCACAAGAUCGGCAGCAAGUUCGACCAAUUACCCCACGGAUACGACAUAAACUACGUGCUCCAUAAAUCGAGGCGGUCGAGACACUUGAGGAAAGUUGCUGUGGUUGUAGAAAGCAAAUGUGGAAGGAAAAUGGAGCUAUGGACCAAUAUGCCUGGGGUCCAGUUUUAUACAAGCAAUAUGUUGAAGAAUGAGAAGGGAAAAAAUGGAACUGUGUAUGGAAAACAUGCAGGGUUUUGCCUUGAGACUCAAGGAUUCCCUGAUGCAGUGAAUCACCCAAAUUUUCCAUCUCAGAUCGUUAAGCCUCGAGGGAUAUAUAAGCAUUUUAUGGUUUAUAGGUUCACUGCUCAUUAA